UUUUUUUUCAAAAAACCAAAAGGCUGUGAAAUGUCUUGAAAUUUGCUCUCAAUAUAAAAUAAUCUAAAAAUGUAAACUACAUUUUCUUUGACCUUACUUUUAUUCACUUACUGAUAGAGGAUUUUGCAUGUUUCUACCAUCUGACAUUAUUUUAUACUGUUUAUAUAUAUUUAUGUACAAUGGAUAAUAUGGUUAUUUUUGCUCGAUUUUUCUGUCAAGACAUUUGCUUUAUUAUAAAUCCGCAAGAAAACGUCCAGUGUAAAAAAAAACUGCUUACAUUCUACCUUUAAAAUGCAGCCACAUUUACAAAAAGAAAAAAAAAUAUGAUUCGGUUAAUCCGGAAGUAGCUUCGCAUAGGUAUUUCCUUUUUCCGGUCAUGGUUCUAGCUUUCUAAAUAAGUGUUUUAUUGUGAAGGGGAGUGUAGUUCUUUCUGGAGUGAACGCUUCUCCUGCCUUUGACACUCCCGGGACAGAGAGCCGAAGUCCAGCGAUGAUCUGCGUCCUGCUGGUGGCCGGACACGGAGCCGUAUUGGAGGCACAAAUCAAGAGCGAUGACACAGGUCUGUACCACCACUUGGCUGGGGUUCCGAAGGCCAUGCUCCCUGGCAUUGGAGGAAAGAAGAUCCUGGACUUCUGGUGGGAAACCGUGAACAUGCGGCAGCUUUUCACUGAGGUCUACCUGGUCACCAAUGCAGAUAAGUAUAAACAUUAUGAGCGCUGGGCGACGGCGAAUGAUUUUCCCGUGGAGAACAUUGUUAACAACGGCAGUACUACUCUGCAGGACCAGCUCGGCGCCGUGGCUGAUCUUGUGCUCGCCAUACGCAGCCGGAAACUGCAGGAUGACAUCAUGGUGAUCGCCGGAGACAUGCUGUGUGCUGACCAGAACUUUGACAUCGGACAAGUGGUUCGAUUCUUCAAAUCGAAGUCAGGGGAGCUGAUCAUCUUCUACGAGCUGGAGGACGGUGAGGAGAGCAGCUCCAGGGGGAUUGUGGAAGUGUGUCCUGAGACCCACAGGAUCACACGCUUUCUGGAGAAGCCUCAGGACGGAGUGACGGUCUCUCGGCUGGCCAGCGUUGUGUUUUACUGCAUCCAGAAAGACACGCUUUCCUGCAUGUCUGAGUUCCUGGAUCUGCAGCAUGAAGCCCCCCAGAAGACCUUUGGACAGUUCUGGGAGUGGCUCGUCAAUGAGAAGCGUAUGGAUGUGUUUGGCAUGAAACUUCCCACGGGCUUCCAGCUCAUCGGACAAGUGGGACUCUCGGACUACACCAAGUGGCUCACUCAUUACUCUGCCAAAAAGCAGGACUGCAGGGCUGAGCCAAUCACCUGCCGCUCAUACGCCAGAGUGGGGCUGAUGGGAAACCCAUCGGAUGGGUUCAACGGGAAGACCAUCGCCAUGACCAUCUCUAACUUCUGGGCUGAAGUCACCCUGCUGGAAAGCCAGACUUUGGUUUUAGUCCCUCACCCUCUCAACGACCCCACAGAGUUUGGCAGUCUGCAGGAUCUGUUCUGCAUCAGCAGAAAGGAGGGGUACCUGGGCGGGCUGCGGUUGCUGCAAGCCACAUGCAAAAAGUUCUACCAGUUUUGCUCCAAACAAGGGAUCGCUCUGACCAAGCAGAACUUCACCCUGAAGUACGACACCAACAUCCCUCGACAAGUGGGCCUGGCUGGAAGCAGUGCCAUCGUGUCUGCCACGCUCAAGUGUCUGAUGAAGUUCUACAACAUCACUGAUGCGGAUCUUCCCAAACCCGUCCGUGCCAACUUUAUCCUCAGUGUGGAGACAGAUGAGCUGUUCAUCACAGCCGGUCUGCAGGACCGAGUGGUGCAGGUCUACGAAGGCUUGGUGUACAUGGACUUCAGCAAGGCGCUCAUGGAGCAGCAGGGCUAUGGGAGCUACAUCUCUAUAGACAUGAAGAACCUGCCCACUUUCUGGCUGGCCUACCUGAGCGACCCCAGUGACUCUGGGAGAAUCCACAGUAACAUCCGGCAGCGCUGGCUCAAUGGUGAGGACGCUGUACUGGAGGCCAUGAGGUCUUUUGCUGAGCUCACAGAUCAGGCCUGGGCUGCCAUUGAGAACCAAGACUGGAUCUGCCUGGCUCAGCUGAUGGACCAGAACCUGGACUUGCGGAGGUCCAUCUACACAGAUGACUGUCUGGGUCCGGGGAACAUGAUGAUGAUUCGACUGGCGAGACAGUUCGGAUCGGCGGUGAAGUUUCCUGGCAGCGGUGGUGCCGUGGUGGGGUUGUGUCUGGAUCAGGACAAACUGAUGGAGAUGCGUCAGGCCUUCCAGGAAGCAGGCUGUGUCUUCUGUCUAAUCUCACCUUACAGCCCAUCCUCCGGCUCUGACGGGAUCACCACCGACCAAGCGUCCAAGACCUGGACCUCACUGUGACACCCCAACAUCCUGAGCCAAGUGGAAGCUGGAGCACACCCGAAGCCAGGGUUUAUUACAAAGACUUCAACCUUUCCUAAUCAAGUUAGAUGUCCACGCUCAGACAGCUGAGUAACUUUGACAGAGUCAGAAUGUAAUUUGAUAACAUUCCUCAACAGUUUCCCAUCCUAGAAGCUCAGACUGAAGGGUGAGGCUGAAUCAGAAUUCUUCCCCUUCUCCCUUGUAGAGCAUUGGAGGGACAGUGGUGUCUGAAAUAGAUUUUUAAGAGAUAGCCGUGAGGCUUAAGACUAUUCCACCGCCGCAAGGGUGUUCGAGGAGAAAUUAUUUUCUUCCCAUGAAGCACAGAAGUUUAAAUGUUAAUGUUAGUAAUGACUUUUUUAUGGAGAGAAAAUCGACUCAAACUGAUUAGUGUGUGUGCGUAUUCUUGGUUUGUGCAUAGCUUUGAAAUUAAGCAUACGUAAUUCUUUGAUUGUAACUCAUAUAAUACGUUUUGUGCAUUAGUAAAAAAAUUACAAAAUACAAUCUACACAUGCACAAAUUCAAAUUACAACUGCUUAAAACUCAGACAAAUCUUAACAAAAGAAGCACAAAUCACUUGUUACGCACAAAUCUGUAGUGAAACUGUUUUCAUCCCACGGGUUGGUCCAUGAGUGAUGCCUUUAAAUGCUUGUAGAAUGCUCAUCCAUCAGAGUUUUUUAUCAGCCGUUUUAAACUUUGAUUGUGAAUUUUUUCUGGUGAAACUUGACAUUUUCCCACUUUCUUAAACAGAUAUCGGCAACUAUUGAUGACAUUAUCGAGGGCCAGUGACAUCAGAAUUUGUAGAGUCUGAAGGGCUAUAUGUAGGGGUAGAGGAAGAAUCCUGCCUUACACUCUCAAAAUGUAAUCUGGAUCUAUGGCUCCUCCCCUCAUAGGCUGAGAUGUUGGAUAUUCUGAAUGAUUACAACGGUAGCAUGGUUCUAGCAAUGGAUUAAAAGAUCCUCCUAACAUAACCUGUAACUGCAAUGCAACUCUGUAAGAGUUAAUAUGUAAUCUGAUUACAGUAACAGAUCCAAGGUUCCUCCUCAAGGAUGGUGAGGGACUGUUAUUCCAGAAAAUCUAAAUGUAAUCUAAUAACAGAAACACAUUAAAACUUCUUAACAGACUAAGA
Molecule: messenger RNA, 3535 nt
Organism: Oryzias melastigma (Indian medaka)
Lineage: Eukaryota; Metazoa; Chordata; Actinopteri; Beloniformes; Adrianichthyidae
Gene: gkup
Product: glucuronokinase with putative uridyl pyrophosphorylase
Exons: 23
Coding region: 490-2388 (632 amino acids)
Biological process (GO): biosynthetic process
Molecular function (GO): ATP binding; glucuronokinase activity
Source: RefSeq, a predicted model, not a curated record